CUUUAAGGCGGCGCAGGGACUGCUGGGAAGGCCGGCGGGAUGGAGGCGGUGGGACCCGCUCACGGCUGCGGGUCCGGGUGAAGCGGGGCGGGAGCCGGAACCUGAGCAGGAGCGGGUCCGAGCGGAAGGCGUAGGACAGCCCCCCCACCUCCAGCCCUCCCUGUCCUGGCUAGGGGAGUACCCGGGAAGUCCUGAGACUGAGCCGCCUCAGCCGGCCUGAGCCGGUGGUCUGGGCCGAAUCCGGAUCCAACCUCACCGGCCUCACCGCAUUGCGUCUCCCGGGCCGAGACGAGCUUGGGCGCGCCCCCUGUAGGCCGAGCGCGGGCACGGCCCGGCACGCGCCUGCCCGCCCCCUCGCCUCCACAGGCGGCACGCCAUGGCUACGAUGGUGCUUCCGCGGGAGGAGAAGCUGAGCCAGGAUGAGAUAGUGCUGGGCACUAAGGCCGUCAUCCAAGGCCUGGAGACCCUGCGCGGGGAGCAUCGUGCCCUUCUCGCUCCCUUGGUAGCUCAUGAAGCUGGCGAGGCGGAGCCCGGCUCACAGGAGCGAUGUGUCCUCCUGCGUCGCUCCCUGGAAGCCAUCGAGCUGGGUCUGGGGGAGGCCCAGGUGAUCCUGGCGCUGUCGAGCCACCUGGGGGCUGUGGAGUCAGAAAAGCAGAAGCUGCGGGCUCAGGUGCGGCGCCUGGUGCAGGAGAACCAGUGGCUGCGAGAGGAGCUGGCUGGGACACAGCAGAAGCUGCAGCGCAGUGAGCAGGCUGUGGCCCAGCUCGAGGAGGAAAAGCAGCACUUGCUGUUCAUGAGCCAGAUCCGCAAGCUGGAUGAGGACACAUCCCCCAGUGAGGAGAAGGGGGACGUUCCCAAAGACUCUCUGGAUGACCUGUUCCCCAACGAGGAGGAGCAGAGCCCAGCCCCCAGCCCUGGAGGAGGAGAUGUGGCUGCCCAGCACGGGGGCUAUGAAAUCCCAGCACGGCUCCGCACCCUGCACAACCUAGUGAUUCAGUACGCCUCCCAGGGCCGCUACGAGGUGGCCGUGCCACUCUGCAAGCAGGCACUUGAGGACCUGGAAAAGACCUCAGGCCACGACCACCCUGAUGUCGCCACCAUGCUGAACAUCCUGGCUUUGGUCUAUCGGGACCAGAACAAGUACAAAGAGGCUGCUCACCUGCUCAACGAUGCCCUGGCCAUCCGUGAAAAGACACUGGGCAAAGACCACCCGGCUGUGGCUGCAACACUAAACAACUUGGCAGUUCUGUAUGGCAAGCGGGGCAAGUACAAAGAGGCCGAGCCACUGUGCAAGCGGGCACUGGAAAUCCGAGAGAAGGUCCUGGGCAAGUUUCAUCCGGAUGUGGCCAAGCAGCUGAGCAAUCUGGCCCUGCUGUGCCAGAACCAGGGCAAAGCUGAGGAGGUAGAAUACUACUACCGGAGGGCCCUGGAGAUCUAUGCCACACGCCUUGGGCCUGAUGACCCCAACGUGGCCAAGACCAAGAACAACCUGGCCUCCUGCUACCUAAAGCAGGGCAAGUACCAGGAUGCAGAGACCCUGUACAAGGAGAUCCUCACCCGCGCUCAUGAGAAGGAGUUUGGUUCUGUCAAUGGGGACAACAAGCCCAUCUGGAUGCAUGCAGAAGAACGGGAGGAGAGCAAGGACAAGCGCCGGGACAGCACCCCCUAUGGAGAAUAUGGCAGCUGGUAUAAGGCCUGUAAAGUAGACAGCCCCACAGUCAACACUACCCUGCGCAGCUUGGGGGCCCUGUACCGGCGCCAGGGCAAGCUAGAAGCUGCACAUACACUGGAGGACUGUGCCAGCCGCAGCCGCAAGCAGGGCCUGGACCCCGCAAGCCAGACCAAGGUGGUGGAACUGCUGAAAGAUGGCAGCGGUGGGCGGGGAGACCGCCGGGGCAGCCGAGACGUGGCGGGGGUUGCCGGGGCACGGCCUGAGUCUGACCUCGAGGAGGCAGGGCCUGCAGCUGAGUGGAGUGGGGACGGCAGUGGCUCCUUGCGGCGUAGCAGCUCCUUUGGGAAGCUCCGAGAUGCCCUGAGGCGUAGCAGUGAGAUGCUCGUGAAGAAGUUGCAGGGUGGUAGCCCCCAGGAGCCUCCUAACCCCAGGAUGAAGCGGGCCAGUUCCCUCAACUUCCUCAACAAGAGUGUGGAAGAGCCAGUCCAGAAACCUUUCCAGCUCUGUGCCAGGCCUGGCUUUGGGCUGGACACUGGGAAGACAAAUGAGGGAAACCAAGCUCCUGCAUGGGGUGGACAUGCAAGUGGCCAGUGCCAACACAGUGAUGCGUGGAGGUGGGCGGGAGUGCCAGAGCAUCAGGACAUGGUCAGGGGCUCAGCUCAGGGACUCUGGCUGCUGGGGCCCCUUCUGGCCAGGGAAGUACAGCCUGGCAGCAGCGCGAAGCUGAGCCACCUGGCCCCUCUGCCCACAGCCUGGAGGCACAGGCUUCUCUGACAGCCGCACCCUCAGCUCCAGCUCCAUGGACCUCUCCCGACGAAGCUCCCUCGUGGGCUAAUCCUGAAGGGGCAGCGCCAGAGCCUCCACCCAGCACUGCCCCCAUCCCCAGCCCUUCGCAUGGGCCUGCUGCUUGCCCCACCUGUCUCUCCCAAGGACCCCCGUCUUUUCUGUUCAAUCUCAGGGUAACCUCCUCCCUUGUCAUCUCAGCCUAAGCUCUGGAGGCUGGGCCUGCCCGCUCCAGCUCUACCCCUUAUUUAUUCCAUCCAGCAGGGCCCCCUCUUUAGGUUCAGGGCCAGGUGAGGGACUGGCCAGGGUCUCCAAGGUAGAGACUCAGUGGCCCGCCCUCCCCAGGCCUCCGAGCCAACACUAAGCACCUGCCGUCCCUUCAGCACUCCUGCCCUCCUGCCCCCCGGCCGUUGCUUCUGUAUAUAGAGAAAUAAGUUAUUGGCCGCGCCCCUCCCCUCAGUCCACGGUACUGCCCUGUUCUCCCCUCAUCCUGCCCUUCUCUAGUGGUACCGCCCAGGCCUUAAUCACCCCCCAUUCCGCGCGGUGGUAUCUUCCAGGCUCUACAUCUCGGGGGCGGCGCCUCCCCAAAGGGUUCCCUGGGCCUUCUCGCGCUCCUCCUGGCCUCUGAGGGACGAGUUGAGCCCCACCAUCGCCCUGUGCCCCAGGACGGAGAGCCCUCCCCUUGCCGGUCCUCUCACCGCCGGGCCCUGCCCAGCAUCCCGGCCUUAUGCACUGCCCCUCCCGCCCGGCCCCGCCCAGGCACGGCCUGACUCCGCCCCGGGCACCGCCCGUCGAGCCAUCCUGCCACGCCUCUUCCCACGCCUGCCGCUUCUCGCUAGGGGCAGUGAUGGCCCCUGUGGCAGGAGGGGCUGCCCCAGUUGGGGGGGUGAGGCGGUCGCUCUCUAUUUUCAAAUGUUGCUGUAGAAAUAAAGACCGUUUGAAUCUGA
This is a messenger RNA of Callorhinus ursinus (northern fur seal), 3402 nucleotides long. The record is from RefSeq and is a predicted model, not a curated record. Lineage: Eukaryota; Metazoa; Chordata; Mammalia; Carnivora; Otariidae.